AUGGCUGCUCAAUUACAAGAUUAUCUUUUUGGCAUUGCUGUUGCUGUCUCGAUGGGGACUGUGAUUUGCCAUCCUUCAACUGAUAUCGCAGCACAAUGUACAGCAUGCUUACCAAAAUCACUGAACAGGAAACGAGGUAGGCUAGAGGGAAUUUGGAGAUUUCCAAUCACUAACAGUCAGUCAGAUGAUAGCGUGUAUAAGCUUGCUGAUAAAAGAAGUUCACUAGAGCAACUUAAUUUAGUUGAGAUAAAGCACGAAGAUUUUACAACAAGCAACAAUAUUACCAAAGAUAACUAUGACAACAACGUCAUAGAGUAA
Clunio marinus is the source of this 318-nucleotide messenger RNA. Lineage: Eukaryota; Metazoa; Arthropoda; Insecta; Diptera; Chironomidae. The record is from the annotation of a GenBank genome assembly.